UUCUCAUUGAGAAGGAAAGGCUCUGUGGAACCAAGAUGUGGGUAAAGCCAGAAGAGGUCUUACUUGCCAAUGCACUAUGGGUAACAGAAAGAGCCAAUCCAUUUUUCAUCUUGCAGAGGAGGAAAGGCCGAGGUGGGGGUGGUCUCACUGGAUUGCUGGUUGGAACAAUGGAUGCUGUGCUAGAUAACAAAACCCCACCAUAUAGAAUACUGCAUCAGACAACUAACUCAGAAGUCAGCUAUGGAGUUGCUGUGGCUAACAGCAAGAGGGAGAUAUUCAAGGACUGGGAGUGGCUGGAACAGCAUGUGAUGGAAACACUGGAUACUUUUGAAAAUGAAGAUGAUGCCACUGAAUUUGUGCGAGGCAAGAUCAAUAGUCUGGUUGCCAAUGUUGUUACAGAUGAUGAUGAUGGCAAAGACGAUGAGGAGACUGCUAAUUUCAAAAUAGCUUCCAGAAGGUUCCACAAGAUGUUCAACAUGCCUAAAGAGGAAAAACUGGUCAACUACUACUCCUGCAGUUACUGGAAGGGAGGAUUACCUCGGCAGGGAUGGGUGUAUUUGAGCGUGAACCACCUCUGCUUCUACUCAUUCCUUAUUGGCAAGGAGGCCAUGUUGGUUAUCAGAUGGACAGAUGUUACGAAAUUGGAAAAGGGCAACAACAUGAUUUUCCCAGACAGCAUUAGAGUAAAUACAAGAAAUCAACAGCAUGUGUUUUCCAUGCUUCUUCGCAGUGAAGAGACAUUUGGAUUGAUGGAGCAACUGGCCAACAUGGCUAUGAAACAGCUGCUGUCAGAAGAAACUUUUGAAGAAGACAGAGAUCUGAUGCUGAAAAUUAAGAAAAGUACUCCAAAGAAAGUCCCUCUCUUGAAGCGGGAUUUGGAUGCCCGGGUCAGAAGUGAAGCCUACAGAAUCCUGUUUAACUUGCCGUUAGAUGAGAAACUAGAUGGUAACAUAGAGUGCACCCUAUGGACCCCGUAUAAUAAACACUAUGUCUGGGGAAAGAUGUACAUCUCCCAGAAUUACAUCUGUUUUGCCAGCAGGGUGAAAAAUCUUGUGUCAGUUGUGAUACCUCUGAGAGAAGUCUAUGUGGUGGAGAAGACGGAUAAUUCGACCAAAAAUGUGAUCAACGAAGCUCUCCUGGUGACUACCAAGGGGAAGAAACCUUACAAAGGUGCCCCUUAUGUUAUGGAACAAAUGAACUUUCUGUUCUGUGAACUUCCUGACAGAAACUUUGUGAUAGAGAAGCUUUCAGAUCUCCUCUCUGCACAACCAGCUACUGGGCGACAGAGAGAGGCCAGUGUCUGCUCAGAUGCAAGCAGCAAGUCAGACGAGGAUUCCACAUCGUCUCAGUUCCAACCAGCGCUGGGUUCGCUCUUCUCAAAAAGGAGGAACUCCCAGGACGAGGUGAUGGCCAAAGAGAAAGUGAAGGAACAUUUGUGGGACGUCCAUUUUGCCGAAUAUGGCAGGGGUAUUUGUAUGUACAGAACGCACAAGACACAUGAGCUGAUACUGCGUGGAAUACCAGACAAGCUGAGGGGAGAAAUAUGGAUGGUGUACUCAGGUGCAAUAAAUGAGAUGGCCACUAAUGAUGGUUACUAUGCCUCCCUGGUGGAGCAGAGCAGUGGGAAGAAUACCCUGGCCAAUGAUGAGAUUGAACGAGAUCUGCACAGGUCACUUCCUGAGCAUCCUGCAUUCCAGAGCCCCCUGGGGAUUGGUGCUUUGAGAAGAGUGCUUACUGCUUAUGCCUGGAGGAACCCUACCAUUGGCUACUGCCAGGCCAUGAAUAUAGUGACCAGUGUAUUACUGCUGUAUGCCAGUGAGGAGGAGGCCUUCUGGCUGCUGGUGGCUCUUUGUGAGAGGCUACUGCCUGAUUACUACAAUACCAAAGUUGUUGGGGCACUUGUUGACCAAGGUGUCUUUGAGGAUCUUAUCAGAGAGAACCUCCCCAAUCUUCAUGCCAAGCUGGAGCACCUAGGUCUGCUGAGUAUGAUAGCUCUCUCUUGGUUCCUGACCCUCUUCCUCAGUGUCAUGCGAUUUGCCAGUGCAGUGAAUAUAAUGGAUUGCUUCUUCUAUGAUGGUGCAAAGGUGGCAUUUCAAGUUGCUCUGGCCAUCUUAGAUGGUCGCAGUGAGGACCUGCUGUCGUGCAAUGAUGACGGAGAGGCUAUGACUAUCAUGGGAGAAUACCUGGAGAAUAUCACCAACAGAGAUGCCACCCUCAUUGACAUCCCACAUACUAAACUGUACAGCACUGGGGUAGACCCUCCUCCCUCCAUAGAUGUGGCAGACCUAGUCAGAGAGGCUUACCUUAAGUUUGGUCAUAUUUCCAACGAAGACAUUGAGAAACUGAGAUUAAAACACAGACUAAAGGUUGUACAGAACAUAGAAGACAACACCAUGAAGAAUGUCCUCCGCAGUGUGGCCAAUGACACCCUCCUACAGGGGGAGGAACUGCAGGACUUGUUUUUACUCUUCAAGGAAGAAUACCUGUCCUCGUGUUACUGGCGCACUCACCCCCAGCCAUGCGACCCCUCAGAGAAGUACGACCCAGCUCGGCCAUAUUACGAGCAGUAUAGAAUUGACUAUGACCAGUACAAGGAAAUCUUCCUGUCCAUCUGUCCCUGGGCUGGAGGACCAUCAGCAGAGACCACUGCCCUCAGGUCAUUCAGGUUAAUGGACACCAACUCAGACAACCUGAUCAACUUCAAGGAGUUUGCGUGGUGUCUGGGUGUAGUGUGUAAGGGUACUCUGGAGGAGAAGGUGAGACUACUGUACAGGUUACAUCAGCCACCAGCUCUCAGGGACACAGAUGAUGAUGAAAUAGAACCUGCCACACCUAAGUCAGAUAGCACAGAGAGUGCCAUGGAGGCAACCAACUUCUUCGAUGAAGAUGAGGACGACAUUCCAGGUGUGGGGGAGGACAUUUUGGGGCCCAAGUCUCCUGACGCAAACCUCCAGAGUCCAGUGAGCCCAAGUAUACACCUAGAGUUCAGUCAGGUACUGCAGAUCCCUCCUACAGCUGAGACAGCCAAGGCGGCACAGACAGCUGCUGCUGUGACGCCACCUGGUGGAUCAACCUUGACAUUGACUGGCCAGAAUGAUGCUUCAAGCAGCAGUUCUUCGUCAAAAGACACAAACAGUCAGAAGUCAUGGGACAUGAAACCAGAAUCUGAGCGCCAGAGAUUGUACAGAGAGAGUAGCAGGGCACGCUACGGAGACAUUCCUAGGCUUACACAGGGCCAGUUUAUCAAGCUGUGGAAGACCCUGUAUGACUUAAUGAUGGAGCACCCAGAGGAGCAGCAGCUGUACCACUCCCUGGCCAUGGCAGGGACACUGCUGCUGCAGAUUGGGGAAGUGGGGAAACAGUUCUACCUGCCCAAGAGUACCUCCAUGGACAGCAGUGCCUAUGGGAGUGAGGGUAUGUCAGAGGUCAUUGGCAGCGUGGAGAGCGUGGACGGAGAGUAUAUCAGGACUGGAUUGGAGAACUUGACACUGUCACAGGGUCAACAGGGACAGGGGGGGCAGUGCGCAGGAUCAGAGGCACAGGAAAAUGAGUCCAAAUUACCUAAAAUGGGCACUAAAGCAAAAGGACUGGAAGAAAAUCCUGAUGCUGAUCUAAAGGCCCUUAUAUCUGAUGCUCUAGUGGAGGACAACACUGAGCCAGCACCAGGUGGCGUGGAGAGGAAUAUUUCCACUGAAACCCAGGACUUGACCUCACAGCCAGAUGUGGUGAUCUCACAUAUUAAAAAUUCUCAAAACGGUGCCAGUGCAACUGAAAGUAGCACCAGUGCAAUAGACAGUGGUGCCUGUGUCACUGACAGUGGUGCUGAUAAAGCAGACAGUGGUGCUGGCACAGGUGUCAUUGGCGUAGACAGUGGUGUAAGUAGCUCUGAUGUGACACCAGAGGACCAGGGCAAAGUGCCAUCUGUCCUGUCUGAAGCUAAGACUUCAGAGACAACAGCAGAACAUCAGCGCACUGAGUCAGAGUGCAGCUCCUCUUACAAACCAGACGAUGAAUGGUCCAUUACUUAUGAACAGUUGCUGGCUUCUUUAAAUAAUGAGCCAGUUUUAGUGAGGUUUUUUGAGAAGAGCUAUGAUAUCAUUGAAGCCAUAGAUUCUUUCAGAAACAGACACAUGUUACAGAGGCAGGGCAGUAUGCCUUUGUCACCAAGAUUUUAAUGUGGGGGCCAUGAUGCCAUUGCACUGUGGGAUAUCUACAAGGGGAACAUCCCAUUACUGAUGAAUAUCAGUGCUUUCAACAAGUGGCUACAUGAAAUGUAUAUGUUGUAAUCUUUAGAUUCUAGCCAACAAAUUAACAUGGCCGAACAAAUUCAGUGUCUUUUUAUAUAGGUUAUUACAGACACUAUGGCUGACCUUGCACACUGUUUAUAUGAAAUGCUGAGUUUGAUUUCAUUCAUUGAAUUGCUCAAACAAGAUGAUUUUAUGGGAAGAAGAAUGGCUGGUCUUUUCUUGGCUCCCUAAUGCAUUGUCAGAGUAAAGUUAUCCUGGUUAGCUAUAGCAAUUUAAGAUUAAUCCAAAUUUGUGGAUGACUUAGAGGGCAAACAUUAUAAAUUAUAUAUGUGUAUUUUUAGUCUUGAUGAGCAAAAUGUCUAAGAAUACUUUGUAAGCAUUUCUUGUUCUUGUAUGAAAUUAUUAUCGAAUGUUCAAGAUGUGAUAAGAAUCUUUUAAUUUUUUCUAAAUUGGUGACAACAUUCAUGUAUCUUAUUUUACCUAUUAUCAAUUAUCAAGGUGGAGGAAGUUGCAAUAUAAAUAGAUAGCUCAGUUCACAUGAAAAGAGGUGCUGUAUGUUGUACCCAUGAUACGUGUAUGAAGAGUCCAGUACUAUUAAGACCAUGGGGGGG
Molecule: messenger RNA, 4858 nt
Organism: Lingula anatina
Lineage: Eukaryota; Metazoa; Brachiopoda; Lingulata; Lingulida; Lingulidae
Product: TBC1 domain family member 9
Molecular function (GO): calcium ion binding
Source: RefSeq, a predicted model, not a curated record